AUGUCUGGCCCUGCAGGUCCUCCGCGCGCGAAAACAACACCUCCCGCAUUUCCCCGCGAUGCCUUGGUCGGUUCUCUCGACCAGUCUCGCGGUCCUUGGCUUCUCUGCACCCAUCUCCAAACGCUGCAAUUGCCUUGCGCUUCAUCGCGACCAUGCUUUCCCAUCUGUGUCACGCCUGCUGAGUGCUGUACCAGCGCUCGUCUGGCCAACAUAAGGCUCGGCGGGGCGACCACCACCUCUCCCACGCCCUCGCCCCCGACAUCACAGAACCACUCUUCACACACCGGACGUGGUCAAAGUAAUGCUGACAAUCUCGGAAGUGCUGAUCUCGGCCUCAUCGGCCUGGCCGUCAUGGGUCAAAACCUGAUCCUCAACAUGGCCGAUCACGGCUUCACCAUCUGCGCCUUCAACCGUACUGUCUCCAAGGUCGACCGCUUCCUCGCCAACGAGGCCAAGGGCAAGUCCAUCAUCGGCGCCCACUCCACCGAGGAGUUCGUCUCCAAGCUCAAGAAGCCGCGCCGUGUUAUGCUCCUUGUCCAGGCUGGCAAGGCCGUCGACGACUGGAUCGAGACCCUCCUGCCCCUGCUUGAGAAGGGCGACAUCAUCAUCGACGGUGGCAACUCUCACUUCCCCGACUCCAACCGGAGGACCAAGUACCUGGCCUCCAAGGGCCUGAACUUUGUCGGCUCUGGUGUCUCCGGUGGUGAGGAGGGUGCCCGCUAUGGUCCCUCUCUGAUGCCUGGUGGUCAGGAGGCCGCUUGGCCCCAUAUCAAGGACAUCUUCCAGAGCAUUGCCGCCAAGAGCGACAACGAGCCCUGCUGUGAGUGGGUUGGCGACGAGGGUGCUGGUCACUACGUCAAGAUGGUCCACAACGGUAUUGAGUACGGUGACAUGCAGCUCAUCUGCGAGGCCUACGACAUCAUGAAGCGUGGUCUGGGUAUGUCCAACAAGGAGAUGGGUGACGUCUUCACCAAGUGGAACAAGGGUGUUCUAGACUCGUUCCUGAUCGAGAUCACCCGCGACAUCAUGUACUUCAACGACGAGGACGGAAAGCCUCUGGUAGAGAAGAUCCUCGACAAGGCUGGCCAGAAGGGUACCGGCAAGUGGACUGCCGUCAACGCUCUGGACUUGGGCAUGCCCGUCACCCUGAUUGCCGAGGCUGUCCUUGCUCGCUGCCUCUCUGGCAUCAAGGAUGAGCGUACCAAGGCCUCCACCAAGCUCGAGUUCGUUGGCCGUGCCAGCACCUUCGAGGGCGACAAGGAGCAGUUCCUCCAGGACCUCGAGCAGGCUCUCUACGCUUCCAAGAUCAUCUCGUACGCCCAGGGCUUCAUGCUCAUGCAGGAGGCUGCCCGCGAGUACCAGUGGAAGCUGAACAAGCCUUCCAUUGCCCUCAUGUGGCGCGGUGGCUGCAUUAUCCGCUCCGUCUUCCUGAAGGACAUCACGGCUGCGUACCGCAAGAACCCCGACCUGGAGAACCUUCUGUUCGAUGACUUCUUCAACAAGGCCAUCCACCACGCUCAGCCCGGCUGGAGAGACGUCGUUGCCAAGUGUGCCCUCCUGGGUAUCCCGACCCCUGCUUUCUCGACUGCCCUGUCAUGGUUCGACGGCUACCGUACCAAGGAUCUGCCCGCCAACCUGCUGCAGGCUCAGCGUGACUACUUCGGUGCUCACACCUUCCGCAUCAAGCCCGAGGCCGCCAACGAGAAGUACCCCGAGGGCCAGGACAUCCACGUCAACUGGACCGGCCGCGGCGGUAACGUCUCUGCCAGCACUUACUCUGCAUAA
Messenger RNA from Thyridium curvatum, 1785 nucleotides. RefSeq lists its product as uncharacterized. The coding region runs from base 1 to 1785 and encodes 594 amino acids. The record is from RefSeq and is a predicted model, not a curated record. Gene Ontology annotation, molecular function: phosphogluconate dehydrogenase (decarboxylating) activity; NADP binding. Lineage: Eukaryota; Fungi; Ascomycota; Sordariomycetes; Thyridiales; Thyridiaceae. Gene Ontology annotation, biological process: pentose-phosphate shunt; pentose-phosphate shunt, oxidative branch. Gene Ontology annotation, cellular component: cytosol. The transcript has 4 exons.